This is a messenger RNA of Symbiodinium sp. CCMP2456, 438 nucleotides long. NCBI's taxonomy places the organism in Eukaryota, Dinophyceae, Suessiales, Symbiodiniaceae. The record is from the annotation of a GenBank genome assembly.
AUGGCAGCGGUUGCCAUCGUAGCCGUAGUCGUGGAAGUCGUAGGAACCAUCUGUUUUGACACGGACUUCCCCUCGGUCACGCGACCGAUCGGUUCAGCUGAUGUGCUUCUGGAGAGCAGUGCCACCUGGAGUAACAUCGGCCGCCAGCAUCUGCAUGGGCACCAGUAUGCGGCACUGGAGAAUGGUCAGACCCUGGUGAAGUGCACCUACAUGGGCUUCAGUGGAGCUAUCAACCCAUAUGGCUCCAUCAUCAUCCAGCUUCCUCAGACCAAGAGGAACGUAGUCUAUUUCCAGGUGCCGCGCUUCCCCAAGGCAGCUGUUUUCCCUUGGAUGUACACUGCUUUCGACACUUUCAUGGGCAUUUCGGCGUGUGUCUGGCUUGUCUUGGCAUUGUCACCUGAAAUCAGUAGCCGUGUGCUGGGCGAUGGCCAUCCGUAA